Messenger RNA from Pararge aegeria (speckled wood butterfly), 5035 nucleotides. RefSeq names its product apoptotic protease-activating factor 1-like (gene Apaf-1). The transcript has 20 exons. Gene Ontology annotation, biological process: regulation of apoptotic process. Bases 193 to 4791 code for a protein of 1532 amino acids. Lineage: Eukaryota; Metazoa; Arthropoda; Insecta; Lepidoptera; Nymphalidae. Gene Ontology annotation, molecular function: ADP binding; protein binding. The record is from RefSeq and is a predicted model, not a curated record.
CAAGUGGAAAGCGUACAGUGUUUGUGUGCUUUGUUAUUUUAAUAAUUUGGUGCUAAAGUGGUUUAGGACAUCAUUUAUAAGUAAAAUGUUUUAAUGAAGUAAUUGGGUAACUCCAUAAAGUUUAACAGUUAAUACAUCUCCAUGACUUCAACAUUAUUUUGUGCAUAAAGGAAUGAAUGUCAGACACCGACCAUGGAUAUCAGGAACCGGAUGUUGCUGCAACACCAUCAGCAGGAUAUCGUGAAGGAUCUUGAUGUCAACUUCAUAUUGGACGAGCUGUUCACCAAUAAUGCUAUAUCGAACGAAGUUUUCGCUCAUAUCUACAACUUGACAGAUCGUGUCGACCGUGCAAGAUAUCUCCUCGAUACGUUACUGCAGAGCGGUAAUAACAGCGCAUUCAAUGCUUUUGUGGACAGCCUUGCCAAAGACUACAAGUGGUUGUGGGAGAAGUUAGCUGUGGAGAACAAUAAAACCAUGAUCGAGGACAGUUUUGAGGACAACCUCAGUCGCGGAGAUGUGCCGCGUCUACCUGAUCAUUUUGUUAGAAGAAUGUCUUUGGAACGAGAUGUUCUAGUGAAACUGAAAUCGUUGAAUCGACAUCAAAUCUUGGUACUUCACGGUAUGUCUGGAUGUGGGAAGACUGCUCUCACCAUCAGCGUGCUACGAAGUAAUCCGCUAUUGAUUACUUCAGACUUCAACGGAGUUAUGUUUUGGUUUAAUUUCAGCGAUUGUAAGACUGACGAUGAUAUUAUUGCUCAACAAAAUAAAUUAUACCGUAAGGCAUCCUCACUAUCGUUACAAAUUUCACAAAUGAAACCUACCAUAUCAAUGUCCAGUAUAUGUUCGAAUGGUGACUCGAUGUCAAGCUACGAUCUCUCCUGGCAAGAAUUAAGAGACCGACUUAAGACUUUGUUCGCUGAAACACAGUUAAAAGAUGCCUUGCUUGUACUCGAUGAACUGAAUGAGAAAAAAUGCCUUGAGGCGUUCGAUAUUGGCUGCAGGAUAUUGGUGACAACGAGGGAUACUGAUGUCGUGUCUAAUUUUAAUCCGCAGAUUGUUAAGAUAGAAAACCAUUUCUCAGAGGAGGAAUCACUCGCCUUGUUCGCGUCGUGUCUUGACAUCGAAGUGUCAAACUUACCAAGACAAGCGAAGAGGUUACACGAAAUAUGCAAAGGCAGUCCGUUCCACAUUGCAUUGAUUGGUGCCGAGUUAGCUGAGAAUAAAGAAAAGCUUGUCCACGGAACUAGACAUUGGAACUAUUAUUUGAAUAAACUGGAGAAAAAGGAUUUGUUUUUUCUAACAAGGCACAACGAUAAUCCGAUGAAAACAAUAGAAGUCUGCAUCAACUCGCUAAAACCUGACAUCCUACCGUUAUUUAAAAUGACGUGCAUAUUACCGGACAACGUUAAAGUGUCCGCUAAAGUAUUGAGCAAAUUAUGGAACAAAGACGUCCCCAGUGUCGAGAUCAUAAUGAAACAAUUGCGCACAAAAUCAUUAAUAACGCAAUUAUAUGAUCAGGAACAUCAAAGCUAUAUCUACGAAAUACACGAUAUAAUUAUGAACUAUUUGCGCUCUUGUCCCAAUGAAGGGGAAUUGAGAAAAAUGCAUUCGGACUUCCUAAAAAGUUACAAUUACAAUGACGUUAACGAUGCGCCAGUGCAAAUAGUGGACGACCAUUACAUAGCGUUUUAUAUAGGCUACCAUUUAGCGAGGACGAAAAAUUUUAAUAACAAAUGGAGUUUAUUCAACAAGUUGUAUUUAGAUCUCAAGUUUCUUGGCAACAAAGUGAGACUGACCGGACCCGCGGAUGUGAUAUUGGAUUUCCAGAAGUACGAGAGCCAUAUAGCUCAUGAUGAACUGGACCAAACUUUAAUAUUUAGCAUCAAAGAGUACCUUAGCAGAUGCGGCAUAGAUCUACACCGGUACCCUUGCACGGAUCUAGUGCAAAGCAUCCUGCAGAACGAAUCCAAAGGAAUCCUUUAUACUAAAGCGUGGCAAGUCGCUAAGGACAGGAGUGGCAAAAAUGAACUGUAUUUUGAGUUUUUACAUGAACAGAACGUGGAAGAAAUCAAGCACUCUACGAUCGACGUGAAGGAAACUAUUACAGCGGUGUGCUUCCUUGGCGAUUAUGUACUGAUCGGUACUAUUACUGGCGUUAUUAUGUUUUUCCAUAUAGCAACAAACAAAUUGAGGAAACAGAUUCAGGGCACUGAAUCGGCUAUAAAGUGGCUUGGAGUGUGCCCCGUGAACCCUCCAUUCGUGGCGUCACUGUCUACCGACGGUUUCAUUAAACUGUGGUAUAUUGAUGACGUCGUGCAGGAGGCGACCGAUGACGUCAUUGAAGAAGAAACAGAAGAGUCCUACAACAACAACUACCCGACCAACGUGACUAUACUACCCAACUUGGGGCCAUUCAUAAACUGCCGAUGGGCGAACAACGAAGAAACUUUGAUAACAAACACAUACAAAAUGAUCAUACUAUAUAACACAUCCGGCAAAGUUCUGCACCUUCUGGACAAUUUGUAUAGAGAUAAAGAGAUAUUGCGAUGUAUCCCAUGCAAUAGUGAUAAACACGUGAUAGUGGCGACAAGUGACAGCUCUCACACUUUGGAAGUGGUUGAUUUGAAGACGAAAGAGAGACAGAUAUUCAAAGAAAACGAAACAAUAUUAGAUUUGGCUACAAUCCCCGGAAGCAACAGAAUCCUAGGCCUCAAACGUGGAGAGGUUACUGAAUACAAAUUCGAAAUGACGCGUAGAUUCAACCAAAACUGCAACAACUGCCCAAGCAAGAUCGUCGUAACUAGUGAUGUGGUCAAGGAAAACGUGUACUUUAUAUCGAUGGCCGUCAACAAGACUGGGACGCUCCUUUUCGUGUCAACGGACGAUAGUCGAGUGAUAUGUGUCGAUUUGAAGACCAACUCGUACGUUUUCGAAUUGGAAAACAGAAGAGGGAACGUAGUAUCAAUGGCGGUUAGCGAAGUGCUGCUAUGGGAUGAUUUCGAACCCGGAUCGGACGUUUUACUGACUGGCACCGGUUGUGUAGAGAACACAGCAAAGGUGUGGUACCUAGAUGCCGCUUACAUCUCUCACAAUACACAGCUUAAUGGCAAAGUCCGUUUAACAAAGAAGUUCGACGCCAGUUUCAUCAACAUCCUAUCACCUCACACUCCAGUCGCACCGCCGCCCAACAGCGUACAAAGCGCAAACGCCACCCCGAAGAGACACCAGUCAUUCGUCAGCUCUUCAAACAAUGAGGUUAUUAAAAGAACACUCUCAACCACCAUGAGUCUGGAUAGACAUGCGCUGAAGCCGUUGAAUCUGAAGGGUAUAUGCAAUGGAAAUAAUGAAGGAGUCACUCAGCCCUUAUUGGCGGUUGUCGAUGAUAAAAACAAUAUACAGAUAAUGCGCGGGAGAAAAUUAGUAUCCGAGAUCUCAACAAACCCUGACGAACAAAUAACAACAGUAACAAUAUCGCCAUGCAAUCAGUACGUAAUAUUUGGCCUACAUUCCGGUAUAGUGCGAAGGUAUACUAUCCGUACCAAAGCGACCAAAGAUAUAAUGGAUGUUUAUAGUACCGUUCAAUAUAUGAGUUUUGUGAACCCCAAUUUGUUGAUGGUUGCUGGGAAGAACCGGUGUUUGAUGGCGUAUAGGUCAACUCUGGGCGGUGAUUGGAAGCCAGAGAUGUUGCAAAGAGGGAACACUAAUCUUGGUUCACAGGAAAUCCUAAACGAUAUUAAAGGAAUAACAAGCAAACAAUACCAAUCAGACAUGAUAUCCAGUUCUGGUAGUGAUUCCAGCAUUACAUCUAGAGAUCGCCACUUUCCGAACGGAGAUAGAAAAAAUCUUUGCAAAGCAACCUCAUUGGUGAAUUGUUACUGGAUUCAAGACAUUGGCCUAAUAACUAUUGAAUCGAACGCUACUGUUAAACUUUGGGAUGAGAAUUUAAUAUUGUCCAGCGUUCUCAACAGUCGACAAAUAGAUGUGUGCAUUACAUGUUCUGAUUUCAAGAAAAAUGUGUUAGUUAUAUGCGACAGUGCUAAUUUAUCUUUUCAGACUUUUGAGCUCAAAAGGCGGGAUUCAUUGGAACUUCGAACGAUACAAGAGUACAAGCUGAACAACAGGAUAUGCUCCUGCGCUCUCACGGCCGACGGCAAUAUACUCGCUAUGGGACUAGAUUCUGGCGAUGUUGUGGUAUGGAACGUCCGAAACAAACGGCAACUAAAACUUCUAAAGCACCAUAAGACGAAAGUACAGUACUGCGCUUUCUCGCCCAUACCGGAACGUUUGUACCGCUCGUCGGUACACGCACACUCGCCGUCCGCAAACAUGCUGAGCCCGCCCUCCUACGAGGACGACUCGCAGCCUCCCCUCGUACUGGUUACCAUGGCGACGGAGAUCGUGUGGUGGAACAUCACCUAUGUAAUCCGGACAAGGAACUUCAAAGUCCUGUGGAAUAAACCUGGCGGUUGGAACGUAGUGACUCCAGUUACUAGCCCGAUAGAUCCGAGAAACGAAACGCCAACGUAUAACAACUCCAACACCGAGUCAAGCAAGGCUGAUAACUUCUUCUUCGGCGGUAACUGCGUCGACCCAAAACAGUAUUGGAAAGCCAAUUGGAAGAAGAAGACAUACAAGGAAGGUUCUAAACGGAAGGAAAUAUUGUCCUGCAUAAAGCUGUCUGGUAUGAACGCCAAACUCAUAUGCCAUGAUGAGAACUUCUCAUGUUUUGUGACCGUCGACAAUGCUGGGCAUAUUCACAUAAUGAACCUUAUGAACGCCUGCAAUACGUAGCACAAAAAUUAUUUUUUGUUUCAAUAGAUAUAAGUAAGUUCGAAACGUUUUCUUUGAAAAUUGUAAAUAAUAAUAAAAAUCAUUUAUUCUGGUUAAAAAUAAAUGGGUACAAUAGUUAAAUGAAUGCCCUACCCACUGCGGAAGCAAAACAUGUGUGAUAUACAUGAAUAAAAUUUAUAUAUGAUUUUUCUACAGAAUUCUCAUUUUCCGGAAAUUAUAAAAAUUGUAAAAAAUAAAAAGAAAU